GCGAGUUCGUCAGUCGAGUCUUGUGUAAUCGUGUUCGACGCGAUGACGAACGCCGGCGCGGCGGCGCUCGGGGCGCGCACGGCCCGCGCCUGCGACGGCUGCAUGCGGCGGCGGGCGCGGUGGCACUGCGCGGCCGACGACGCCUACCUGUGCCAGGCCUGCGACGCCUCCGUCCACUCGGCCAACCCGCUCGCGCGGCGGCACCACCGGGUGCGCCUCUCCUCGGCCUCGUCGUCCACCUCCUCCUCCCAGCUUCCGCGCGUCGACCCCGACGACCCCGCGUGGGUGCACGGGCUCAAGCGCCGGCCGCGCACGCCGCGGUCCAAGCCCGGGGUGACGAGCAAGCACGACGCGCCCGCCGCGACGGUGGCCGUGCCCGAUCUCGAGGCGGAGGAUUCCGGGUCCGGCAUAGUGGGGGACAACGAAGGUAUCCGCGUGGAUGAGGAGGAGGUCUACGACGAGGACCUGCUGUACCGCGUGCCCGUGUUCGACCCCAUGCUCGCCGAGCUCUACAACCCCGUGCCGGCCGACGAGGGCGCGGACCUGCUCGAGCAGAAGCCCGCCGCCUGCUGCUUCGCGUCGCUUGCCGAUCAGCCGUCCACGGAGUGCGCCUCCGGCCUGGCGGACGGGUUCUCCGGGUUCGACGUCGUGCCGGACAUGGAGCUCGCCAGCUUCGCCGCCGACAUGGAGAGCCUGCUCAUGGGAGGGGUCGAGGAAGGCUUCGACGACCUGCGGUUCUUGGACGAGGAGAAGCCCCACAUGAACCUUGACUUCGACAUGGACAUGGACUUCGAUGACCAGACAACCGCGGCGCCGGCGCCGGAACAGCAAGAGGAUAGGAAAAGGAAGCGGUCGGACUCGGAGAAGAUUCUUAAGCUCGACUACGAGGGGGUCAUCGACUCGUGGGCCCGUGACGGCGGCUCGCCGUGGUUCCACGGCGAGCGCCCUCACUUCGAUCCCAAUGAUUCCUGGCUGGACCUCACGGCCGGUAGCCGGGGAUUCGGACUUGGCGCGGCGGUGACGCCGGUGACGGGCGGCGAGCGGGAGGCCCGGGUGUCGCGGUACCGGGAGAAGCGGCGGACGCGAUUGUUCGCCAAGAAGAUCCGGUACGAGGUGCGCAAGCUCAACGCCGAGAAGCGGCCGCGGAUGAAGGGCCGGUUCGUCAAGCGCACCGCGCUGCCUCCGCUGCCGCCGCGGCCGCCGAUGAUGGUCGUCGCGCCCCACGGCCACGGCGGCGCGCACGGGCGCUUCCGUUUUUGAAAGCAAGCGCUCCAUCGAUUCAUCCAUCAUCCGUAGAUGCA
Messenger RNA from Lolium rigidum, 1301 nucleotides. Its product is annotated as zinc finger protein CONSTANS-LIKE 16-like. The record is from RefSeq and is a predicted model, not a curated record. Gene Ontology annotation, cellular component: nucleus. Gene Ontology annotation, biological process: regulation of DNA-templated transcription. Gene Ontology annotation, molecular function: zinc ion binding; protein binding. The transcript is spliced from 2 exons. NCBI's taxonomy places the organism in Eukaryota, Viridiplantae, Streptophyta, Magnoliopsida, Poales, Poaceae. Bases 43 to 1260 code for a protein of 405 amino acids.